CUGGCUGGCAUGGCAGCACAGAUGGCAGACACUCCUUGGCGCCCUGUGCCUUCAGAAAUCCAGCAUCCAUACUCCAAAUUCUCGGAUUGGAAGUUCAAACUGUUCCGCAUCAAGUCCAUUGAGAGAGCUCCACUCUGUCCAGACAAAGAAAACCAACCGCCAGACGUGACUGAGUCUGAAUCUCCAAAGGACGCCGACAUGCUCAACGAGAGGCCGGGCCUUGCUGGCGUCAUGAAGCUCUGCUUAGGUGGAAAGUCAAAAGAAUCCAUCCAGAAGAAUUCGUUGGACUUGAAGCUGGCGGAAAUCGACACACAUAUGAAUAACCUGAGGAUGCUGUGCAGACUCUGUGGCUCCACAUUGAAGAAAUAUCAAGCCAACUUAGAAUAUGAAGUUCAAGGGCUACUGGACAACAUGAGCAGGGAGAAGUUGAGGAAGAUGGGCUGCAGGGCCAGCAGCUGGCCAGAAGUCAUCUUAAAGGUGUUCAAGGUGGACGUCACCGGUGACCUCGAGACCGUCCACCCCACCUUUUUUUGCCACAGCUGCUGGAAGAUAGCCAUUAGAGGAGGGGGUUUCUGCUGCUUCUCUCGCAUUCGUGUACCACAGUGGAGACCCCACUCUGUUCUUUGCAAGCUUUGCUUCCCCAGAGGCUCUGUCAAGCGGAAAGGAACUCCUCAAAGCCUUCACCUAAUGAAGAAAGCAAAAGUAGAGAUGAAAGAACAGAAGAGAAGGCGGAACGGCCAAGAUGAGGGUCAGCCAAAACAUUGGUCCAAGCUGCAACGGCAGCGGAAUUUAUGGGUCAAGAGCAUCACGCGCUGUAAAAAAACACACCUCAGCUCCAGCCUCUUGACCGCUGACUACCCUGUGGACUUUGUCCACUCCAUUAGCUGCCAGAUCUGUGGCCACAUAGUGGCGGACCCCAUCCAGAACUCAUGCAAGCACUUGUUCUGCAGGUCUUGCAUCCUCAAGUAUACCCAAGUCAUGGGCUCCCAUUGUCCCGUGUGCAAAGUUGCCUGCUGCUCCUCCAAUCUGGCUCCCCCGGCUAAAUCUUUCCUGAAUAUCCUUCAGUCCUUACAUAUCCGCUGCCCUUCCGAAGACUGUGGAGAGCAGGUGAAGAUUGAAGACUACGGACCGCACACGCUCAGUCACCGAGAGUUCAAAGCCAACGAGGCCUACUCGCCGAUCAACAAAGGUGGCCGGCCCCGGCAACACCUGCUCUCCUUGACCCGUCGGGCGCAGAAGCACCGGCUCAGGAUGCUCAAGCAUCAGGUGAAGAUGUUUGCAGAGAAAGAGGAGGGUGGAGAUAUAAAAUCGGUGUGCCUCACAUUGUUCCUUUUGGCCUUGAGAGCUGGCAACGAGCACAGAAAGGCGGAUGAGCUGGAGGCCAUCAUGCAAGGACGAGGCUCCGGCCUACACCCUGCAGUCUGCCUAGCAAUUCGAGUCAACACCUUUCUCAGCUGCAGUCAGUACCACAAAAUGUACCGCACAGUGAAAGCGACAAGCGGACGGCAAAUCUUCCAGCCCCUGCAUGCUCUCCGAAAUGCAGAAAAGGCGCUUCUGCCAGGAUUUCACCCAUAUGAGUGGCAACCAUCUUUGAAAAAUGUCUCAAGCAACACAGAAGUAGGCAUCAUUGAUGGCCUAUCAGGAUGGAAAGCUUCAGUGGACGAUGCCCAGAUGGACACUAUUGCUCGUAGGUUCCGUUAUGAUGUCGCCAUGGUUGCUGCUCUCAAGGACCUAGAGGAGGAUAUCCUUGAAGGAAUAAAGGAGCAUGAGUUGGAUGAUUCCUCCACCGAAGUUCUUACAGUGACAGUAAAAGAGUCAUGUGAUGGAAUGGGAGAUGUAAGUGAAAAACACGGUGGUGGUCCAGCACUACCAGAAAAAGCUGUGCGCUACUCUUUCACGAUUAUGUCAAUUGCGACACGAGAUGAAGAGGGCAACAACGUUAUGAUCUUUCAAGAGUCCAAGCCUAAUUCUGAACUGUGCUGCAAGCCACUCUGCCUGAUGUUCGCUGAUGAAUCGGACCAUGAGACAUUAACAGCCAUCUUAGGCCCCGUGGUGGCCGAAAGAGAAGCUAUGAAGGAGAGUCGAUUAAUUUUAGACAUUGGUGGACUUUCUCGGUGUUUUCGCUUUAUUUUCCGAGGUACAGGCUACGAUGAAAAACUGGUAAGAGAAUUAGAGGGAUUAGAAGCCUCUGGAUCGACGUAUGUAUGCACACUUUGUGACUCUACCAGGGUUGAAGCAUCCAGAAACAUGAUUCUCCACGCCAUCACUAGAAGUCAUGAAGAGAACUUGGAACGUUACGAGAUCUGGAGGUCCAACCCAUUCUCAGAGUCUGCUGAUGACCUCCGGGACAGAGUCAAAGGCGUUUCAGCCAAACCUUUCAUGGAGACCCACCCUUCCAUCGAUGCACUUCACUGUGACAUUGGAAAUGCAGCUGAGUUUUACAAGAUUUUCCAGGAUGAAAUUGGGGAAGUCUUCCAAAAUCCCAACCCUACAAAAGAGGAAAGAAAAAGAUGGCAAUCAGCUCUGGACAAGCAACUGAGAAAAAAGAUGAACUUAAAACCAGUUAUGAGAAUGAACGGAAAUUUUGCUCGCAAACUCAUAACCAGUGAAGCAGUGGAAGCAGUUUGUGAACUCGUUCCCUCAGAGCAGCGCAAAGAAGCUCUUCGAGAACUCGUGAACCUCUACCUUCAAAUGAAGCCUGUCUGGCGUUCAACUUCUCCACUUAAAGAAUGUCCCGACCUGUUAUGUCGAUAUAGUUUUAACUCACAGAGCUUUGCGGAGCUUCUCUCCACCACCUUCAGUUAUCGCUAUGAUGGAAAGAUUACCAACUAUUUACAUAAGACGCUGGCUCACGUACCUGAAAUCAUCGAAAAAGAAGGAUCCAUCGGCGCUUGGGCCAGUGAAGGAAACGAGUCAGGAAAUAAACUCUUCCGUCGUUUCCGUAAAAUGAAUGCUCGACAGUCCAAGUGCUAUGAGUUAGAAGACAUUCUUAAACAUCACUGGCUGUAUACUUCAAAGUACCUCCAGAAGUUUAUGGAGGCACAUAAGAAUUCGGUUAAAGCUAUCGAAGCCACCAUCACACCGAUAGAGACUGAAGAUGACCCUACUGAUGUUAUAGACUCUCUCGAGUUCUGAGGAAAUUGAAGGUUAAAGCUGAAAUGACGUGAUCGUUUAAAAAAUCAUUUCCUUGUGUGCUGACUAAUGUCAUUGACCAUGGAAAUGGUAGAAUGAAUUAGUAGCCAGAAAUGCUUUGUCUUUGCAGAGUCAGCUGAGAGAAAGUUAAGACAAGAAUCUUCAGUUGGUUUAGUCGCUAGUGAUCUGUUUAAGUGAUAAGGUACGGGUGAAGAAAGAUUACCAUUGUGAGCGCAGCCGACUAUGCCAAUUGCAUUAGGAAAAUCAGAAGAAUUUCCUUUUGCUCUCAGCUUGCUGACCCUGAUAUUCAGGAAAUUGGAUACAUCUAGGUAGCAUCUUAAUUAUACCAUCCCAUAUAGAUGGCAUGACACCACUCAAGAACAAGAGCGAGAUUCGUGAGUGGUCAACCAGUUCAUGCCGAAUACUGGCUGUCGCUAAAUACCCUAAAACAUGUAAUGGAACAGGGAUCGCUUGAUGGUCUCCGUAAUGUAGGUUCCAUUUCAUCACAUAACUUCAAGAAAACAGCUCUAAGAAGUUUAAAUGCAGCUUAUAAGGCAGUCAUUAUCAAAAACCAAAACAUCAUCACAAUCCUUGAAAAUUCACUCCUUGUGUAAGCCUGCCAUCACCAGUGUUGUCAUACACCAUGCAACACACCCUCUCUAUAGGCUGAAUGCUAAGAAGAAGGAGACAUUGCAUUUAUGUAACUCGUUUCAAGACCCUUAAAGUGCUUUACAUAGACACUGGGGGGGCCACUUCAAUAAUUCAUUAGACACCGAUGUGCAAUAUCCACCUGGAGGAGGCGAUGGCAGCUAUUUUAUACCAGUACACUUACAACAAUUUAGAGAAACGAUGAUGAACAGGAGGCCAUAAUGACCAGGUCAUGAUCUUGUAUGACCACAGAGAGUCAGGACCUCAGUUUUUAUGUCUCAUCUGAAGGAUAAGGCAGCUUAUUAUUAAGUGUAGGCAUCAGGCGUUAUUGCCAACACUGAAGACCACUGGAUUGGGAGAACGUCAGUAAACUGUAAAACUAUAAACAGUUUAAGAACAUCAGAAUGUGACCCAAGUGACAGUUAUUCUAAUAUUACUACUACUACUA
Molecule: messenger RNA, 4228 nt
Organism: Erpetoichthys calabaricus (reedfish)
Lineage: Eukaryota; Metazoa; Chordata; Cladistia; Polypteriformes; Polypteridae
Gene: rag1
Product: recombination activating 1
Exons: 2
Coding region: 10-3135 (1041 amino acids)
Biological process (GO): V(D)J recombination; adaptive immune response; pre-B cell allelic exclusion
Cellular component (GO): nucleus; DNA recombinase complex; endodeoxyribonuclease complex
Molecular function (GO): metal ion binding; sequence-specific DNA binding; double-stranded DNA endonuclease activity
Source: RefSeq, a predicted model, not a curated record